ACACGUAAACACACAAACUGCUGCGUUCAGGGCUCAGGCCUCAUAUCAAAGAUGGACGAAGCUUCCAGCUCCAAAACAAUGAAUUCCUCAAUUUCAGAGAUGAGUACUCAGAGGAUGAUCAGCAUGCAGAGAGAUUUAACAGCAGCAGUGACCAACAUCCAAACUGCUGCUGAUGCCAGAGAGUCAACGAGAAGGAAGGAGCUGCAAGAAGCUCGCCAAAGGAGACUGGAGUUGCUGGAAGAUAAUGCGAGGUCCAGUCAGAAUAAAGCUGAGGAGAUUUUUGAAGCGUUGUCGUCAAUGAAGGAGAAGGUGAUCCCACAGGAGCUGCAGGAAGCUCUGAACACCCAGCAGAAUAUAUGCACUCUUGUAUUAGAAGACAAGGAUAAACUCAUAAACGACCUGCAAAAGGAGCUGAAGGUUUCAGACGAUCGCUUUGUGAAGGACUUGAGGAGAAUGGCAGAGGAGCUGGACCUGAUGAAGGAGAGGAUGGAGGACCAGAUCAAAACCCUGACCGAAGCCUACAGGGAGGAGAUGUCCGGGGUUGAGAGAUUUUGUCUGCAGGAAAUUGAAGUUUUAGUCACAAAAGACAAGUCUGAGUGGGAAAACCACAUGAAGGAACUCUGGGACCAAGAGCUUGAGAGGCUGGAGCAGAGGAAGGAGAAAGUGGGAGAGUAUGAAACCAAAAUUCACCAUCUGAUGUUGGACAAUAUGGACAAGGAGAGCAUCAUCAAGAUAGAGCAGGAUGCUAAUUUUCAGGCUCUGGAUGUAGAGAAUCAGAAGAUGAAGGCCUCCACCAUGCUCAUGAAUCUCCAACAAAUAAAGCAAAAGAAUAACGUAGAUGUACACAAUUUCAACCUGAGCCAGAUGUAUGAAAGGAUCAGCAGUCUGCAGAUGGAGAUAAAAAAACUGGUCACCAAGUUCUCGAAUCAGGCGAAGUACUUACGUGACACAAGCCAUCAUUUGAAAAAAGACUACAAGCGCAUCCUCGAGCAGCACGAACGAGUGCAGAAGAAAAUCAAACACUUUGCAGUCGCUGAUGCCGGGAGGUUUAAGGAGAUGUGGCGCAUGGUUGAAGCGGAGGUGACCCUACUAGUGGAAAAGGCUUUGGCCAUCGAUUCGGAGAUCUGUGUGAAGCAUCUGGGCCUAGCCUGGGAUCAACCUGUGUUGCCCUUCAGAGAGCUCCCCGGGUCCAUCCGGCCUAAGCAACAAACCAACACAGACCUGCACCCCCAGCUGGCUCAAACCCAGCAGGCCUUACAGUGCAGCGGGGGGGCGGAGGACACAUCGGACGGGGCGAGCUCGGAGGCUGAGACCACGGCCGGGGACCAGGAAGGGAGCGAUGCAGGGCUGGAGGAGGAGACGCUGGUGGCAGUGAGCCACCUGCUGUGUGAUGCAACGGGUCUGAUUCAGGAGAGUCUCCUGAUGCUGCUGAGUCCCCUGGAGGAGGACGUACAGAUGGCUAUGAAGUUGGGCUCCUCCCUCUAUGCCUUGGGCCUCGCUGAUAAGGAUUUCCCCAAGUUGGCUCAUUUCCUCUUAAAGUACAGACAGGAGCAGAGCGAGGAUGUUAGUGGUGAGCUGAGUGCUUCCAGUGACCAGGAGGAGGCGCUCAUCAUCAAUCCUAACCAAGUCCUGAUAGCUCUUAAAGGUUUCCUCCAGCAGCACAAGGGAUCCAGGGAGAACUCAGACCAAUCACAGUCCAGUGUUCUGCAAACAGAACUCAGGGACAGUUCAGCGGACAGAGUUUACUGGGAAAGUUUGAGCAACAUCAUCACUGAGGACAAAGUCAGACUCUGGGAGGCGGCAGAGGAGUCGCUACAGCAGCAUCUGGUGGUCCUCACGGAGAUUUCUGAGCUUGACAUUGAGAAAGAGAGUCUGGAGCAGGAGAACACGGAGCUGCGGCUGCUGCUGCAACAAUCCCUCAGCUUAUGAGUACGUGUGUGUUUUUGUUUUUUAGAUACACAAUGAGGGCAAAGAUUCACAACCUUCCAGCGUAACAGUAAAGAAGCCCAUAACAGCAGUGUAGUGUAAUGUAAUGUAGGUAACAGUGCAGUUUCCUGUCAUGACAGUAUGUUUUGAAGCUGACAGGAUUUCAUUAAUUGAUUAGCUGAUCAACAGAACAUCAAUCAUAAUAACAUCCAAACUGUUUAGGUCUGAUUUGAUGAUACAAGCUGAUUAAAUCUUCUGGUUUGUGACCAAAACAAACGAUAAGAAAACAUCAACUGAAAGCUAGGACCCUGUUAUCGUCAUUUUUAUAUAUUUAUAUUUCUUAUAUUAAAAGACCCAAUAAUUGAUUGAAAAAAUAAUCAACAGAUUGAAAGAUUUUAAAUAUCCUUUGAAGUAGACCUUUGAAGCAUCAUCCAUCUGAUUGCAUUGUAUUCUCUUGUAGGUCAGAAAUGCAGGUUCACCAGGAGUUUCUAUGAACAUGUGCAUGAACUCAUCAGUAUUUGUAAAAAGAGUAUGUUUAAAAUAAAGAAGAAAAAACUCCUAUUAAAUAUUGUUGUGCUUGCAGCCCUGGAGUAUAAAUUGUGUUGCAUAUAAGAAAUCCUGUGAGACAAAGCGAAUGAAUUAG
Messenger RNA from Pleuronectes platessa (European plaice), 2569 nucleotides. RefSeq names its product dynein regulatory complex subunit 1 homolog (Chlamydomonas) (gene drc1). The transcript is spliced from 14 exons. Bases 52 to 1929 code for a protein of 625 amino acids. The record is from RefSeq and is a predicted model, not a curated record. Lineage: Eukaryota; Metazoa; Chordata; Actinopteri; Pleuronectiformes; Pleuronectidae. Gene Ontology annotation, biological process: axonemal dynein complex assembly; regulation of cilium movement; cilium-dependent cell motility. Gene Ontology annotation, cellular component: axoneme; axonemal dynein complex.